Oncorhynchus nerka (sockeye salmon) is the source of this 4326-nucleotide messenger RNA. Its product is annotated as ninjurin-1-like. Lineage: Eukaryota; Metazoa; Chordata; Actinopteri; Salmoniformes; Salmonidae. Bases 133 to 576 code for a protein of 147 amino acids. The record is from RefSeq and is a predicted model, not a curated record. The transcript is spliced from 4 exons. Gene Ontology annotation, cellular component: membrane. Gene Ontology annotation, biological process: tissue regeneration; cell adhesion.
CUUCCCGUUUAGGCGUUUUUCACACAGGGACCGACCCGGCGGCCACUGGCAGAGACACAACGACACGGACUCCCACAACACAUUUAGGAUUUUAACCCGCUUUAGUGUAAAUUAAAUAUUUAAGAGGCAAAUAUGGCAACGGAAAACAUGGAAAUGAACGGAGAUGCAGACAGAGAGCACGGAGGAGAGCUUCCACACCUUAGGGGCAGGAAUCACAGGGCGACGAGGGGUGCUCUGAACAUGAACCACUACGCCAAUAAGAAGAGUGCAGCAGAGAGCAUGCUGGAUGUGGCAUUACUCAUGGCCAACGCCUCCCAGCUGAAGGCAGUCCUGGAGCAGGGCCCAGGUUUCACCUUCUACAAACCUCUCAUCACCCUCAUCUCUAUCUCCCUCAUCCUGCAGGUCACAGUGGGCAUCCUACUCAUCUUCAUCGUAAAGUGGAACGUGAACGAUGAGAGCAUGCACUUCAAGCUGAACAUUAUGGAGAAUGUCACCACAGCACUCGUCUUCAUCAUUGUUGUAGUCAAUGUCUUCAUCACAGCAUUUGGCGUCCAGAAGCCCAACACCAACUCCUAACUGCCCUCACGCCUUACCCAUGGUCAUCAGCUAGUACACAGGCCAGAGAAUUUCAGUGAUCCAGUCUUCCAUAGGCCUCAAGCCAUCAGGUUCUCUGUUACGUCAAAGACAAUGGAUAGAUCAACUCUACAGGACUCACACUGGCCUUUCAUAUCCACAGCCAGUCAACAUUUCAGAGGCAAUUACAAACUCAGAGUUGACCAUCUUUGUCUUUGGCUUUCCAUAUUAAUUUCUCAGGAUCUCAAUCAGAUUCUCAGUUGCAUUAUCAAGAUCAGAAUUUGUCUUCCCCUGGUCAUUUACCCUACUUCAUGAUGUUACGUCACACACUUCAUCAGUUGCUAUUUACAUGCUGUGAGAACAUUACAUUGUUCAAAUGACCAAUGGCGUUCAUUUAUUGUCUUUUCAAAUAUCAAAUUAAAUUGAUUUAUAUAGCCCUUCGUACAUCAGCUGAUAUCUCAAAGUGCUGUACAGAAACCCAGCCUAAAACCCCAAACAGCAAGCAAUGCAGGUGUUGAAGCACGUUGGCUAGGAAAAACUCCAUAGAAAGGCCAAAACCUAGGAAGAAACCUAGAGAGGAACCAGGCUAUGAGGGGUGGCCAGUCCUCUUCUGGCUGUGCCGGGUGGAGAUUAUAACAGAACAUGGCCAAGAUGUUCAAAUGUUCAUAAAUGACCAGCAUGGUCAAAUAAUAGGUCUGGGACAGGUAGCACGUCCGGUGAACAGGUCAGGAUUCCAUAGCCGCAGGCAGAACAGUUGAAACUGGAGCAGCAGCACGACCAGGUGGACUGGGGACAGCAAGGAGUCAUCAUUCCAGGUAGUCCUGAGGCAUGGUCCUAGGGCUCAGGUCCUCCGAGAGAGAGAAAGAAAGAAUUAGAGAGAGCAUACUUAAAUUCACACAGGACAGCAAGCAAUGCAUGUGUAAGACAGGAGAAGUACUCCAGAUAUAACAAACUGACCCUAGCCCCCCGACACAUAAACUACUGCAGCAUAAAUACUGGAGGCUGAGACAGGAGGGGUCAGGAGACACUGUGGCCCCAUUUGAUGAUACCCCCGGACAGGGCCAAACAGGAAGGAUAUAACCCCACCCACUUUGCCAAAGCACAACCCCCACACCACUAGAGGGAUAUCUUCAACCACCAACUUACCAUCCUGAGACAAGGCCGAGUAUAGGCCACAAAGAUCUCCGCAAACGGCACAACCCAAGGGGGGGCGCCAACCCAGACAGGAAGAUCACAUCAGUGACUCAACCCACUCAAGUGACACACCCCUCCUAGGGACGGCAUGAAAGAGCACCAGUAAGCCAGUGACUCAGCCCCUGUAAUAGGGUUAGAGACAAAGAAUCCCAGUGGAAAGAGGGGAACCGGCCAGGCAGAGACAGCAAGGGCGGUUCGUUGCUCCAGAGCCUUUCCGUUCACCCUCACACUCCUGGGCCAGACUACACUCAAUGAUAUGACCCACUGAAGAGAUGAGUCUUCAGUAAAGACUUAAAGGUUGAGACCGAGUUUGCGUCUCUCACAUGGGUAGGCAGACCAUUCCAUAAAAAUGGAGCUCUAUAGGAGAAAGCCCUACCUCCAGCUGUUUGCUUAGAAAUUCUCGGGACAAUUAGAAGGCCUGUGUCUUUUGACCGUAGCGUACGUGUAGGUAUGUACGGCAGGAUCAAAUCAGAGAGAUAGGUAUGAGCAAGCCCAUGUAAUGCUUUGUAGGUUAGCCCUUGCCAAUCAGCCCUUGCCAUGACAGGAAGCCACUGUAGGGAGGCUAGCACUGGAGUAAUAUGAUCAAUUUGUUUUGGUUCUAGUCAGGAUUCUAGCAGCCGUAUAUAGCACUAACUGAAGUAUAUUUAGUGCUUUAUCCGGGUAGCCGGAAAGUAGAGCAUUGCAGUAGUCUAACCUAGAAGUAACAAAAGCAUGGAUUAAUUUUUCUGCAUAAUUUUUGGACAGAACGUUUCUGAUUUUUGCAAUGUUUCGUAGAUGGAAAAAAGCUGUCCUUGAAACAGUCUCGAUAUGUUCGUCAAAAGAGAGAUCAGGGUCCAGAGUAACGCGAGGUCCUUCACAGUUUUAUUUGAGACGACUGUACAACCAUUAAUAUGAAUGGUCAGAUUCAACAGAAGAUCUCUUUGUUUCUUGGGACCUAGAACAAGCAUCUCUGUUUUGUCCGAGUUUAAAAGUAGAACGUUUGCAGCCAUCCACUUCCUUAUGUCUGAAACACAUGCUUCUAAGCGAGGGCAAUUUUGGGGCUUCACCAUGUUUCAUUGAAAUGUACAGCUGUGUGUCAUCCGCAUAUCAGUGAAAGUUAUAUGAUCUACAGGGUUAUUUUAUACAUAUCCCAGAGCCGCUGUCGUGGUGACUUUGUUCUAGAAAUACUUGAUGUACACACCCAGCUGCUGCGCACGCGUGCAAGAGUCUUCAUUCUACUUUUAGCUCUGUACAAAAACAAGUAUUUCUAUAUUUUUACCACCCUAGCUAAAACCCAAAGCACAGCUGUCUUAACUGCUAUCGUUAAUGCAGUAGAGGUUUGCAGAUGUUUUUGGACUUCAGCUUAUCUGGGUGUGCUGUAAACGCAGUGGUGAAAAGUACUUAAUAACAAAAAUACUUUAAAGUAAUACUUAAAUCGUUUUUUGGGGUAUCUGUACAUUACUAUUUAUAUUUUUGACAACUUUUACUUCACUACAAUCCUAAAGAAAAUAAUGUACUUUUUACUCCAUACAUUUUCCCUGACAUCCAAAAGUACUCAUUAUAUUUUGAAUGCUUAGGACAGAAAAUUAUCAAAUUCACACACUUAUCAAAAUAACAACCCUAAUCAUCCCUACUGCCUCUGAUCUGGCACAGCCCCAUGCUAAACAUGUGUACAUCAUUGUACAGCAGAGAGGAGCGGAGAUAAUCAGAGUCCUGUAUGAGCCUGGGCCUACAUAUCGUGUGUAUAUAUAUAUAUAUAUAUAUAUAUAUAUAUAUAUUUCAGGCAGUACUGUACAGUUUAGUCAUUAAGGGUUAAAAAAUUCAAAUAACUAUCCCAAAAUAACCAGGUUUAAGUUACCAGACUUUUGCAACCUAACAGUCAACAAACCUCAACUUGGUAUCAGAGGGGACUGUGCGUACUGCCUUAUAUAUGUAAUCUCAGAUCUGUCAGAUACAGUAUGUAUAGUUAGAAUUUAAAUGUACAUGUAUAUACACCACAGGAUGCUGCUGAGGGGAGGACAGCUCAUAAUAAUGGCCGGAAUGGAGUGAAUGAAAUCAAACAUAUUUGACACCAUUCCAGUCAUUCUGCUAUAGCCAUUACCACAAGCCCUUCCUCCCCAAUUAAGGUGCCACCAAUCUCCUGUCAUAUACAGUACAAAAUAUUAAAGGACACCUUCCUAAUAUUUAUGGAGUUAUCUCCCCCCCACCCACCCAUUGAAUGGUACACAUACAUGUCUCAAUUGUCUCAAGACUUUAAAAUGAUUCUUUAACCCGUCUCCUCCCUUCAUCUACACUGAUUGAAGUGACAUCAAUAGGGGAUCAUAGCUUUCACCUGGUCAGUCUAUGUCAUGGAAAGAGCAGAUGUUCAUAAUCUUCUGUACACUCAGUGUAUAUAUUUGUGUUGAAGUGUGUAUGUCAUGCCUCGUUUAGCCUUGACAGUAUAAUAGUUUUUCUAUUUUUGUAAAUGAAGGACCAAAUCAUUUAACCCCACUUAAUAUACGUUGUUUUAUGCACUAUAUGCAGUAGAACACUUUACUACUCUGAAAUGAAGUUUGUGAAUAAAAUACAACAAUUUGUUCA